Messenger RNA from Camellia sinensis, 1002 nucleotides. NCBI's taxonomy places the organism in Eukaryota, Viridiplantae, Streptophyta, Magnoliopsida, Ericales, Theaceae. The record is from RefSeq and is a predicted model, not a curated record.
AUGGGUGAUGGUGGAGUAGGAAUGGGUUGUGAUAUGGGCAAUACUAUAAUUAUUUCUCUAGGUGCCUUUGUUGAGGGUCAUCAAAAUUUGGAUGUGUUGUUGGUACCAAAUGAGGUAGUGGAGAAUUAUAGGUCACAAAGCAAGGAAGAUGUUAUUUUUAAGCAACUUAUAAGACAACUAGAGGAUCAGGCAACUGUGAAUGACCCUUUGACAAGGAUGAGCAUUCAAUUCAACACUUUAAGAUCUGCAGGUCUUUUUUCAGAUUUAGGUGCUUUGUUGCUUGAGCUUGGCCGCACAACCACGACACUGCGAAUGGGUCAGGCACCGGCUGAUGCUGUUGUUAAUGCUGGUCCUGCUGUGUAUAUAUCCACAUCUGGUCCCAAUCCUAUUAUGGUUCAGGUGCUUCAGCCAAGGCCAGGUUAUGUGAAAGGACUCAGUAUGAGGUCUUCGUCUUCUGUGAAUACAACUGUUGCACCUGCUGAAAAUAGUGACUAUGUUCAACGCCUCGAGCUGCAAAUAGCACAACAAAAUGAACAAAUUGCAAGCCCCCAUUCUAGAUACCGGUUGUCGGAGGUGCUCCAGCAGGACCAUCUGUAUCUACCCGAGGAGGAGGGAGAGCAGGGCGAGGGACAGCAGUACACCCCCGCACCAAAGCAGGGCGCACUCAUGUUGGGAGCAGCUCACGAGCACACUUCCCCAUUCCAGAUACUGGCUGUAGGAGGUGCUCUAGCAAGACCAUCUGUAUCUACCCGAGGAGGAGGGAGAGCAGGGCGAGGGACAGCAAUACACCCCCGCACCAAAGUAGGGCGCACUCAUGUUGGGAGCAGCUCACGAGCACCGAUUCCAGACGACAAUGAGUCCGAGACACAGGCAGAGGCAAAGGCAGAGUCAUCGGAGGAUGAGACUGGAGAUGAUUCGGGCUCGGGCUCAAAUGGUGGAGCCGGCGACGAUGCUCCUGGACCUUCGUCCAGGAAGAGGACAAGGAUAGACUCUCAUGCCUGA